AUAUACUAUAUGUCUAUGGUUUGCUCCAUUUGCUCUUGACUCUUGUAGAUUUUUAAUUAAAGCCAGAAGAUAUAUAUAUAUAUAUAUGUAUGUCAGAUUGGUAUAUGACUGUUUGGUCCUGUCAUAAUAGUGAAAAGUAUUUGAUAUGUUCAUUUUAUACUGAAUAAUUGCCGCAAUAUGACUGAUGUGAAGAGUUUAAGGAAAGCCAUUGAGCAAUAUGAGACUCAGUUGUCACAAGUAAAUGCGACGCUGACUUCGACGCCAGUAGGCUCUAACAGAGACAACCUGCUCAGUCUAAAGUCUGAUAUUGAGGAACUGAUUUCCUUGACAAAAGAAAGUUUGCAAAGUCUUGAAGGAAAUAAUGCAGAAGAGAAGGGAGAAAAUGAAGAUCCUGAUGAUAAAAUGGAGGAUCCAUUGGACAAGGAAUAUGCUUUGUUCAAGGCAGAAUUGGAUCAAUCUUCAGAUGAUGAGGAAAGUACAAAGCAGGAUAACAGGACUGCCACAAACACUAAUAGCAUCGAAGAGGAAUUAAAGGAACUAGAAGGGAUGAAAUGCAAGGCUCCUUACGGCAGUAAUUGGUGCGGCACUGGUUACCAUAAUGCUAUGAUAUGCUCUAUUUAUAGAAACAGUAAUGAAAAAAUCAAAGAUAUCCAUGACAUUAAGGUCCGAGUCUUCUUUCUCAAUCCAACGCACAAGGAAAUGAUUCCAUGCCCAUACUUUCUUGAUGGAAAUUGUAAAUUUUCUGAUGAAAAUUGCCAUUAUUCUCAUGGCGAAAUUGUAGCAUUUUCGAGUCUGCAAGAGUACAAGGAUCCUGAUUUCCACAGCAUCAAAAUGGGAAGUCGAGUAUUAGCCAAACAGAAAAACAACAUGUGGCAUAGGUCUGUUGUUUUGAAAUUACCUGAAAAGGAAGGAGGUGAAUACAGGGUCAAGUUUGAAGCAAGUGGCAAAAUUACAGAAGUGAACUUACAAGAUCUUCUGCCACUCGGAGACGCGGAUUUGGAAAUGUCGGACACGUCUGACGACAGCGAUGAAGACGACUCUGAGCCUAAUUCACCUACACAGUCGGAGAUACAAUCAGUUCACAAGUCUCUUUUUACGUUACAAUCUGACGAACCUCUGGGAAAUUGGGAGCGUCAUACGCGUGGCAUUGGCAGCAAGUUAAUGAUGCAAAUGGGAUACGUAGUCGGUACUGGUCUGGGUAAACAUGGAGAUGGUAGAAUACAACCUGUCGAAGCAACGGUGCUGCCAGCGGGAAAAUCGUUAGAUCACUGUAUGGAAUUGCGUGAAUUCGCCGGCGGUGACAAAGACUUGUUCUCCGCGGAACGUAAAAUGCGCAAGCAGCAACAAAAAUUGGAACAGCAAAGAGAAAGACAAUAUCAAAAAGAGAAAGAGAGGGAGAAUAGCAAUGUGUUUAACUUCAUAAACAAAACUUUGGGUGAUAAACCUAAAGACGAUAAUGUGGCUGGUAGUUCGCGAAGCGGUAAAUUGAGGAAAGAGUCUAAUUACAAUUUAAAUGUAGCUAGCUUUCAAGUGGGAGAAAACAUAAGUCGACUGAAAAGAGAAUCCUCCAAGCUCAAAGAAUCAAUGUCAAGGCAUACCAAAGGCAGUGUGCUUUACAAUAAUAUCGUAAUGAAAUACAACGAAAAACAAAAAGAGCUUACUAAUUUAAGAGCCUCGGAGAAAAAUAUCGUCGCCGAACAAAAUCAAAGGAAGGAUAAAGCCAAGUUGACUAUAUUUUGAUACUGAUGAAGCAGCAUGCAAAAAAUAUAUAUGUAUUAUUAAACACAUCUGUAUAUAAAGUGAAUCUAAAUAAAAUGUAUUAUCGUCAA
Messenger RNA from Harpegnathos saltator (Jerdon's jumping ant), 1829 nucleotides. RefSeq names its product zinc finger CCCH-type with G patch domain-containing protein. The transcript has 9 exons. Gene Ontology annotation, molecular function: DNA-binding transcription repressor activity, RNA polymerase II-specific; RNA polymerase II cis-regulatory region sequence-specific DNA binding; metal ion binding. Bases 178 to 1740 code for a protein of 520 amino acids. Lineage: Eukaryota; Metazoa; Arthropoda; Insecta; Hymenoptera; Formicidae. Gene Ontology annotation, biological process: negative regulation of transcription by RNA polymerase II. Gene Ontology annotation, cellular component: nucleus. The record is from RefSeq and is a predicted model, not a curated record.